This is a messenger RNA of Cajanus cajan (pigeon pea), 2265 nucleotides long. Its product is annotated as Protein kinase superfamily protein. Gene Ontology annotation, biological process: protein phosphorylation. NCBI's taxonomy places the organism in Eukaryota, Viridiplantae, Streptophyta, Magnoliopsida, Fabales, Fabaceae. The record is from RefSeq and is a predicted model, not a curated record. Gene Ontology annotation, molecular function: protein kinase activity; ATP binding.
GCGUGGUGGCGGGAAGGAAAGCAUGGUAAAAGGAAUGAUUAGGAAAAACUAGAGUUAGCGUUAAUGGUGGAAAUGGAAAGCAGUAGCAUAGUAUAUGGACUCGAGUGAGAGUUGAUAAUUGAGGAUUCAGAUUUCACACACGUAGCAUUCAGACACUGCAAUUGAUUGCAUAAAGCAGGGUCCCACUCCCACCAUGCCAGCUGCAUUCUUUUUUGUACGGUUUCUCAUUCUCUAUUUUCUUCUCUUCUUCACACGAGUGGAGGAACAAGGCCUACUUCUCUUGCAAAUUGCAAUGCCCGAUCACUCCACCACCACCACCACCGCAAUGAACGACCAGCUCUCCAACCCUACCUCCAUCUUCGGCCUCCGCCUGUGGGUGGUUCUCGGCGUCUGCGUCGGCGCCGCCAUCGUCCUCCUCCUCUUCCUCAUCUCAAUCUGGCUCGCCUUCAAGCGCUCCAAAACCAACCCCGUUUCCAUCCCCGACGUCUCCAAGGAGAUCCAAGAAAUCAGGCUCGACACCACCCACGCGCCCAAUCCCACCCUCCAACCCGACCCUUUUCCCGACCCUGACCCUCUUCCCGCCGCCGAACGUCACUCCGAGGAGGAAACCAACCCCUACCACCGGAUUCAGUUCGAGAUUGGGAAGAACCACCGAAUCUCCUACCCCGAACGUGCCUUGCUUCGCUCCUCUUCCAACGACGAGGCUCAUGCUCAGGCUCAGGUUCAGCCUCCCACCGUCAUUCCUGAAGUUUCUCACUUGGGUUGGGGCCACUGGUACACUCUAAGGGAACUCGAGGAUUCCACUAACGGCUUUGCCCCUGAUAAUGUUAUUGGCGAAGGUGGAUAUGGAAUUGUUUAUCAUGGUAUCUUGAACGAUAACACUCAUGUUGCUAUUAAGAAUUUGCUCAAUAAUAGGGGGCAAGCUGAGAAGGAGUUUAAGGUUGAAGUGGAAGCUAUAGGACGAGUUCGCCACAAGAAUCUAGUGAGGUUGCUUGGUUAUUGCGCUGAAGGAGCUCAUAGGAUGCUUGUUUAUGAGUUCGUUGACAAUGGUAACUUGGAGCAGUGGCUGCAUGGGGAUGUUGGGCCUUGCAGUCCACUAACUUGGGAAAUUCGGAUGAACAUUAUUCUGGGAACGGCUAAAGGAUUAACUUAUCUUCACGAGGGGUUGGAACCAAAAGUUGUUCACCGUGAUAUUAAAUCAAGCAACAUUUUGCUUAGUAAGCAGUGGAAUGCAAAGGUGUCGGACUUUGGCCUCGCGAAACUCCUUGGCUCUGACAACAGCUAUAUUACAACCCGUGUCAUGGGUACAUUUGGAUAUGUUGCUCCUGAAUAUGCAAGUACUGGCAUGUUGAAUGAACGGAGUGAUGUUUAUAGCUUUGGAAUUCUUAUUAUGGAACUAAUUACAGGAAGGAAUCCAGUUGAUUAUAGUAGGCCUGCAGAAGAGGUAAAUUUAGUUGACUGGCUCAAGAAGAUGGUUAGUAACAGAAAUCCAGAGGGAGUGUUGGAUCCCAAGCUCCCUGAGAAACCAACUUCGAGGGCACUAAAACGAGCCCUUCUUGUAGCCUUACGCUGCACAGAUCCUAAUGCACAAAAGCGGCCUAAAAUGGGGCAUGUGAUACACAUGCUUGAAGCUGAAGAUUCCCCUUACAAAGAGGAUCGCAGAGCUAGAAGGGAUGCAGGACAUUCACCUAAUGAUAGAGUAGUAGGGGAUGGGUUGAAAGAGGAAGCGAGUGUAUCAGUUGAUAGUGGUAAGCUUGAAAACGGGACGAGUGCUAAUGAGACAAGAGCGAACCCUCAAAUAGACCAGCAAUAAAUUUGCAUAGCUGUCUCUUGAGUGACCCAGAAACUUGUGGCUCCCUUUACAACCUGUCAUUGCCGAAGGCCAAACAAUUUGCAUCCAUCGGGCCAUAACGUACUUUUCUCUAUAGGCUGUUUGCGCCUUCUAUACCUCAGCGUAUACUCGCAUAACUCCCACAUCGAGAUUUCUCCGCAUUCUGUGCCCUUUUUUAAAGGAUGAUUCUAGCUAGAGGUUUCGCUCAUGUAAAUUUUAGCCAUAUUGUUCGAUUCACCCAAUAAAAGAUUAUUAUGCAUUGAUCGAUAUCUUGUUUUGAUCUGCUUGAACGUUGUUAGAUCAAAACAUACUUCGUUGUCAACGUUGUAAAAUGACAUGCACCUAGAAGGUGGACUUCACAUGUACAUCAUAUUAAAUGCUAAUGCCACACACUAGGUUAUAUAUUUUUUGGUUUGUGUGGCCAUUAUACUGCA